CGAGCUCGACUUGGAUGCCAAAGAAGCCGAAGCAAUUCUUCUCGCCAAACUCCUCAACAUUUCUCCCCCUUCUCAAGACUCUAGAGACUGGGAAGCAAAGCAAUUCGAAAAUCCAUCACUGGCGUCGUUGUUCUGUACGCUGUCUGCUGCAAAGCUUCCUGAUCUCAAGCUCUACUAUUCAAUGGCUGUCACUCGACCUUUUUCUUCUUCUUCUCUGACUUGUGCCUCCGUCAUUGAAUCUCCUCCCCGGCGAAAAUCAGUGGCUCCGAGAAACCGCUCUUCGAAACCCAUCUCCCAAACGACUUCCCUUCCAAUACCCACGACUCCAACCACCAGUAGUUCCUUCUCCGGCGGACCGGCGCGCCAAUUUCCAUCGUCCCUCCCAAAAAGGUCCUUGUUCCCAUUGGAUUUGGCACUGAAGAAUUGGAAGCUGUGAUACUAACCGAUGUUUUGCGGCGAGCUGGUGCAGAGGUCACUGUUGCCUCAGUGGAACCACAGCUCGAGAUUGAGGCUGCAGCUGGUACUAAGCUAGUUGCUGACACCUCCAUUUGUGCUUGUUCUGCUGAAGUCUUUGAUCUCGUGGCUCUGCCGGUUAGUCCGUUGUUUUACUUCCAAUGAUGAACCUAGUUGUUUUGCUUCAACUUUCUGUUCAGUCUGUGGUUAGGGAGGAAUGCCGGGCUCGGCUAGGUUGAGAGAUUGCGAUGUUCUGCGCCAAAUUACGAGCAAGCAGGCUGAUGAGGAGAGGUUUAUUGGUGCCAUACUGCCAUAUGUGCAGCUCCAGCUGUCACACUUCUUCCAUGGGGCCUCCUCAGAAGGAAGCAGAUCACAUGCCACCCUGCAUUCAUGGACAAGCUCCCCACCUUCUGGGCUGUUAAAUCAGAUCUUCAAGUUUCACGACAAGUUACUACGAGCCGCGGGCCUGGAACAUCUUUUCAGUUUGCUUUAGCCUUUGUGGAUCAGCUGUUUGGGGAGACGGUUGCCAAGGAAGUUGCAGAGAUAUUGUUGAUGGAUACAAGUGAUGAUGACUGCAGAAAGGAAGAGUUGAACCCAACAGAGUGGUCUUUUGAACAUAAUGCUCGUGUGCUACUUCCAGUUGCGAAUGGCUCGGAAGAAAUUGAAGUAGUUACCAUUGUCGACAUUUUGAGGCGAGCCAAUGUGGAAGUUUUGGUUGCUUCAGUUGAAAAAUCUGUGCAAAUUUUGGGAUCACAAAGCACCAGAAUAGUUGCAGACAAGUUCAUAGGCGAUGCUGCUAGAUUUGACUAUGAUCUUAUAGUUCUCCCGGUUGGAAGGGCUGGAUCAGAUCGCCUUCAGAAAUCAAAGGUUCUAAAGAAGCUACUGCAGGAGCAAGAUGGAGGAAGAAUUUACGGAGCAGUUUGCUCCUCCCUAUCCGUUCUUCAUGAACUCUGUCUGCUAAAUUAUAAGAGAGCCACUGCACAUCCUAGAGUUGGUAACAAGUUAAUGAACGAGAUGGUGAAUGACGCCAAUGUUGUCAUUGAUGGUAGGCUGGUUACCUGCAAGGGUCUUUCUACUGUAAUGGAUUUUGCAUUAGCUAUAGUAACCAAGUUUUUUGGUCAUGGUAGAGCUAGAAGUGUUGCUGAAGGGCUUGUGUUGGAGUACCCUAGAACUUGAAGAGAGAGAGAGAGAGAGAGAG
Molecule: messenger RNA, 1651 nt
Organism: Linum tenue
Lineage: Eukaryota; Viridiplantae; Streptophyta; Magnoliopsida; Malpighiales; Linaceae
Source: the annotation of a GenBank genome assembly